Messenger RNA from Zootermopsis nevadensis, 1805 nucleotides. RefSeq names its product 15-hydroxyprostaglandin dehydrogenase [NAD(+)]. Lineage: Eukaryota; Metazoa; Arthropoda; Insecta; Blattodea; Termopsidae. Gene Ontology annotation, cellular component: cytoplasm. The record is from RefSeq and is a predicted model, not a curated record. Gene Ontology annotation, molecular function: oxidoreductase activity, acting on the CH-OH group of donors, NAD or NADP as acceptor.
UUGUUUUCUUCGUACGCAGCAUCUGUGUGACGACACAGUCUGAAUUCGAUCCUAUAAAGACUGCCACUUCCCAGUCCGCAACCGUACUACAUUCUCCGACAGGUCUCAAGGAACACACGACAGGCAACACCAGAAACGUGAAGAAUGGACAUCAAGGGGAAGACUGCCCUGGUUACCGGCGCCGCUACUGGUAUCGGCCUGGAGUACGUCAAGGAGCUCCUUAGGAAUGGUGCGCAGAAUGUGGCUGUCCUCGAUUUUGACGCUCGAAAGGGAGAAAAUGCUGUCAAGGAACUGAAGAAAGAGUACGGAUCAGGCCGAGUUAUAUUCAUCAAGACUGACGUCACAAAUGCAACCGAACUGGAAGAGGGAUUCAAGAAAACGUACGAAACGUUUAAGGCUUUGGACAUCGUCAUUAACAACGCCGGUAUUCUGGACGAUGGCAGAUGGGAACUUGAGAUAGCCAUCAACGUAAAUGCCGUUGUGCGGGGCACAUUACUAGGGUUCCAGUACAUGGGGAAGGACAAAGGGGGCAAAGGUGGCAUAGUGGUCAACAUAGCGUCUAUCUUAGGCCUGGCAGCAAUUGCAGGCUGUCCCGUUUACACCGCCACAAAGCACGCAGUUGUCGGCAUCACCCGUUCUUUAGGCUUGCCUUAUCACUUCGACCGAACCGGAGUGAGGGUGGUGGCUAUAUGCCCGGGAGUCACCGACACAAACCUCAUUUCUGAGGCUCAUAAGCGCCAGUUGUCGGGAGAGUGGGGGCGAGAAUGCGGCAGGGAGGUUGAUGAACUUCCUAAACAAAGACCUGAGCAUGUGGCCAAGGAAAUGAUGCGCUUGAUUAAAAAGGGAGGCAGCGGGUCGCUCUGGGUAUGUGAAGGUGGACAGCCAGCGUACGAAAUUCAUAUCCCGGAUCGGCAAACUUUGAAGGUCGAGUAGCCUCAACGACGCAACAUCGACAUUAAGCUGGAAAAGCGAAUACGCAUAAAGUAUAUUCUGAGAUGGUUGUUUCUGUACAUCGUAUUGUGAGAAAUGGCAAUUACAUCAUGUGAAAAUACCUUUAAUUAUAACAGAAAGUACAUCAUAUCUUCCAUAAGAAUUUUACACAAAAAUUAUUCUUGCCGUAUGUGCAUCAGGCUUGUCACACGUAGUACAUGCAGAAUCGGAACGCAUACUUGCACGGCAUUUAUAUCAAAUUAUGACAUAUGUAUCGGUGUUUGUUGUUAACCAUGUUCAAGAGUAAACAUAAGGUAUUUUGGUGUUUACUGGAGGGGCUGAACGUUAAUGUUAACCGUGCUAGCCCGAAAAAUUCCGAUCAUAUGGGAUGUUCUGAUGAAUCAUAAAUGGGUAUAUGGCACAAGGAAUUAGACUGGAAAUCUAUUUACGUUUAUCACCAACUUGCUUAAAUACCAGAGUUAUUCUUAAAAUAAUGAAUCAUAUAAUUACUUAUUGCUUGUUCCUUAUAUCUUAAAUAUAUGUAAUGCCUGUAGCUGUGUGUAUUAUAUCAUUACCCUACGCACGCCUACAACGAACUUCAUAAGCAACGAAGAGAAUACUAAGACAUUUCAACCUCUUAAAUUACACACGGAAUUUAGUGCACUGCGAGAAAACUACCCUAUUCGUAGACCAGGUUUUACUUAAAAUAAACUGCACUCACAUAAUAAAAUUACAUAUUUCUUAUAUCACAUAUCUUUAAUAAGUUCUUACUUAGUGCAAGCGACGUGAUAUUGUAACCUCGUGAGUGGCACAAAGGCUACAUUAUUAGCUCACUGCAAGGAAAACGUUUAAUAAAUGCGAGAAUGCAUGUUCUA